AUGGUUAUCAAGGAAGACGGCACCAAAUGGGCAUGCCAGUCAUGUCUGAAGGGCCACCGCGUGAGUGGCUGCACGCACACCGACCGUGAGUUGACGCUGGUCCCCAAGAAAGGCAGACCUGUCACCCAGUGCCAACAUUGUCGUCUUGAACGUAAGAAACGCUCAGCCCAUGUAAAGUGCGACUGUGGUGAGGUAGAAAAGCCACAUCAUCCCAAGGAAAAAUGCAUUCAUCUGCGAGAAGCCGAAGAGCGAGCUAAAGCAGGCUAUCGCGAAGAGUCUCAUGACGAGAAGGACCCUGUCCACCUCGCUGCCGUUGCCGAAGAACAAGGCUGCUGUUGCCAUCAUGGUGGGAAGUGCACCUGUUCCUUCUUAAAGAAAGAACAGGAUUCAAGUGACGACUGCACGCCCCACGGUCCCGCCGUCCCCAAGCCGCGACUUGACACCACUAGAUCUGACGGAUCAAUUACCGUCUUCGCGAAUGGGCACCAUAAACCUGUACAUCGGAAGAACCAUGCUGCUCAGGAAUGCGGCAUGCCAUACAAGAUGCCGGUACCCAGAUCCGAGCACGGCACGGCGACCGCAGCCCGACGCUCCGUGGACAGCCUUGCACUGAAAGACAACUCGGCGUACAACCCUUGCAAUUUCAACUUCAACAGUGGAGUCCCAUCACUCCCCAAUGAGAGCCGAACCCCAUCCACGCAGCCAUCCCCCAGUGGAUCUCACGGGUUGACAAAUCCAAGACUGUCCUCAAUGGACUUUAACAAUCUUGCCCCAGUGCAAAGCAAUAGCAGCAUCGAAACGACAGCGAGCGACUCUAUGGUGUUUCCUCCUUUCGACCCAAUGUCCGGACUCGCCGAUAGCCAUUAUGAUCCCUGGUCUGUCUACCCUUCAUCAGAGUCAAGUCAUCUGCCCAACAACAACCCAUUCAGCGCGUGGCCUACUACAUUCGACGCCAGCGGUGCUGCCCAACCCGCGUUGACUGCUGCUUCGUCCGGCACACAGUCUGAGGUUGACGAGAUACCUACCAUGGAUGACUUGUACAAUUUCCCCAUGCCCAGUAUCCAAGAGGGCCUCGACAUGGAUAGCACCUCAGCAGAGACAUAUGCCAGUAAUCGCCAUAGCUUGCCACCGGGGUUCUUUGGAAACGCCGACUUUAGCCUGCCCACAGCACCCAACGACUUCCAGACGCCGAUUGGAAGCGUUCGGGGUUCCGACAGUGGAAAGUCACGCAACGACCAACCUUUGGGCGUCUAUGAUGUCUGGCAAUCUCCCACAAUGCCGACGAUGACGAAUAUGGCGCAGCGCACCACAAUGGCCACAUCAAAUCCGGGCCGGCCUCAAUCUCAGUCCGUCGGUCCUGCCAGUGCUCCGAACGACGAUCUCAUCCGACAAUUGUUUCCAGACAUAGACAUCAGCAAUGCUCCAUUCGGCAUAGGAAAUAGCCCGACCGCCAUGCAAUCUGGAAAGGGUAUCGGAGGGGUUCCCAAUAUGAUACCUACCUCUGCAAAUAUGGAUAUGACAACGUCCGGCUUUGCUCCUCAAGGUUGGAAUGAUGGUUCAAUGAGCGUCCCCAAUGACGACUUUCCAAGCCCGUACAGUCUCAGCCAGAACUUCCCGGCUGACGAAUUCRGCUGGUCCUACAACUAG
This is a messenger RNA of Ramularia collo-cygni, 1647 nucleotides long. RefSeq lists its product as uncharacterized. Gene Ontology annotation, biological process: intracellular copper ion homeostasis; intracellular iron ion homeostasis; positive regulation of transcription by RNA polymerase II. Lineage: Eukaryota; Fungi; Ascomycota; Dothideomycetes; Mycosphaerellales; Mycosphaerellaceae. Gene Ontology annotation, cellular component: nucleus. The record is from RefSeq and is a predicted model, not a curated record. The transcript has 2 exons. Gene Ontology annotation, molecular function: RNA polymerase II cis-regulatory region sequence-specific DNA binding; DNA-binding transcription factor activity, RNA polymerase II-specific; copper ion binding. Bases 1 to 1647 code for a protein of 548 amino acids.